GGAAAAAAGUGGGCGACGGCCUCCUGUGGACGCUCUGGCCGCCCCCUGCGCUCUAUGGCCUUUCCUCAGAGCGAAACGGGAACGGCUUCGGCGCCGGCUGGGCCCGUCGCCGAGCGGAGCGAGCAGGACUGAAGGAAUGUGAAGAUGACUACUGUAGCUAUGUACCAGCCUUCCCAUGGGGAUAAGAACAUGUAUUACAUCCUGACUGAAAACCACCCUUAUGGCAGCAAAUUUUUUCCUGCAGGGAGUAUGUGUUACCUGAGCGAACAGUCUUACUUGCGGUGCAUUAGAUUGUCACCCACUCGCUUCUUGAGGGUUGUCAUGGAGCAAGAUGGAUCCGUGGUCACUGUGGAUGCUGAAAUUCUGCAGCCUUUGCCUGACAAGAUGGCUGAUUAUCUUUCAGCCAUCAGCAACAUUCAUGAACGGUUGAACUGUUUUCUGAACAGGCAUGUUCUGGAUGCAGCCAUGAAUGCCAAACAGGGACAGCGAAUCUUUGUGGAACUAGACCAUCAGACUUUCUCUGGUACCAUCUGCUACAUUGGGAAGGUUCAUAGGAGCCCUUUACCAUCUGGGCUCUGCCCAGUUUACUUUGGUGUAGAGCUGCAGGGUGACGGUGAAGGCAAAGGCCACUGCGAUGGUACCUACAAUGGGACAGAAUACUUCAAGUGUAAAAAGGACUGUGGCCUUUUCCUCCCAUGUAACAAACUGCAGUUUGUAUCUGCACCAGAGAUGGGCAUGGCGAAGCAAGAGGCAAAUCCAGACGCAGUUGGGGGCAUCUCCAGUGAAAGUGGGGGAUACCAUCGGCUUCUAUUGGAUGAUGCCUUCAUGCGAGGGAAUAGCAAUGGAUGUAUUCAAGGAGGAAAACACCUGGAUGGUUAA
This is a messenger RNA of Podarcis muralis (Common wall lizard), 879 nucleotides long. NCBI's taxonomy places the organism in Eukaryota, Metazoa, Chordata, Lepidosauria, Squamata, Lacertidae. The record is from RefSeq and is a predicted model, not a curated record.